Amphiprion ocellaris (clown anemonefish) is the source of this 4850-nucleotide messenger RNA. RefSeq names its product serine/threonine-protein kinase OSR1-like. Gene Ontology annotation, molecular function: protein serine/threonine kinase activity; ATP binding. The record is from RefSeq and is a predicted model, not a curated record. Gene Ontology annotation, biological process: protein phosphorylation. The coding region runs from base 153 to 1847 and encodes 564 amino acids. NCBI's taxonomy places the organism in Eukaryota, Metazoa, Chordata, Actinopteri, Pomacentridae. The transcript has 16 exons.
AGUUGUGUUGACAGGAGCGGCAGGAGUUGUCAGCGGAACAGCAGCAGCAGCCAGCUUCACCGGAGACGAAUGGAGUAAUCACAAAAAUACUACCACAGACAGCGUCUCUGUUAUUGUCCAGAAGCACUGAUCACACCGUUCAAACUACCACCAUGGCAGACGACCAGUCCUCUCAGUCCUGGUCCAUCGACAAGGACGACUAUGAGCUCAAUGAGGUGAUAGGGAGUGGAGCCACUGCAGUUGUCCAGGCAGCCUACUGCAAGCCGAGGAAGGAGAAGGUGGCCAUCAAACGCAUCAACCUGGAGAAAUGUCAAACUAGCAUGGACGAGCUCCUGAAAGAGAUUCAGGCGAUGAGCCAGUGCCACCAUCCAAACAUUGUGUCUUAUUAUACCUCCUUUGUGGUGAAGGAUGAACUGUGGCUGGUGAUGAAGCUGCUCAGUGGUGGCUCAGUGUUGGACAUCAUCAAGCACAUCAUCUCUCGUGGCGAGCACAAGAGUGGAGUGCUGGACGAGGCCAGCAUCGCCACCAUCCUGAAGGAAGUGUUGGAGGGGCUGGAGUACCUGCACAAAAACGGCCAGAUUCAUCGGGAUCUAAAGGCUGGAAACAUUCUUCUCGGGGAUGAUGGCUCAGUGCAAAUUGCUGACUUUGGUGUGAGUGCCUUUCUAGCAGCAGGGGGAGACAUGACGAGGAACAAGGUUAGGAAGACGUUCGUGGGAACGCCAUGCUGGAUGGCUCCAGAGGUCAUGGAGCAGGUAGGAGCUUUGCUUUACAGAUGGCUUCUUUCUGUUCUGUCUGUAAUGCCUCAGCUCGGAUAUGAAAGGGCCACCUGGGUUCACAUGCGUCUGUUUUUUUUGUCUUUUUUUAAUCUGCAGGUUCGUGGAUAUGACUUCAAAGCGGACAUCUGGAGUUUUGGGAUAACAGCUAUUGAACUGGCCACUGGGGCUGCACCUUACCACAAAUACCCACCGAUGAAGGUGCUGAUGCUGACUUUGCAGAACGACCCUCCCUGUCUGGAGACGGGCAUCACGGAUAAGGAAAUGGUGAAGAAGUACGGCAAGUCCUUCAGGAAGAUGCUCUCACUGUGUUUACAGAAAGAUCCUGAAAAAAGGCCAACUGCUGCUGAAUUGCUGAAGCAUAAAUUCUUCACAAAAGCCAAGAACAAUGAGUACUUACAGGAGAGGCUCCUACAGAAAGGUCCGACAAUUACAGACAGAUCUAAAAAGGUGCGUCGGGUGCCCGGCUCAAGCGGCCGUCUACACAAAACGGAGGACGGUGGGUGGGAGUGGAGUGACGAUGAACUGGAUGAGGAGAGCGAGGAGGGCAAAGCUGCUGUGGCGGCUCUGCGGUCACCCAGAGUGAAGGACGGGUCCCAGAACAUGGAGCUUUUCCCGCCAGCAGAUGGCUCCGCACCGACUCUGCAGCCACCCGUUGCAGUGCAUGAGAAGUCUGCCACCGUGGGUCCAACAAAAGAGGAUGUUCCACCACCACAGGCUCCGACUCAGACAGCGAGCCCUUCACACACACCUGCUGUUCAGGACCCACCUGCCUCGACCAGCGUUCCUAUCAGCCUCGUCCUGAGAUUGAGGAACCUUAAGAAGGAGCUCAAUGACAUUCGGUUUGAGUUCAUGCCUGGCAGAGACUCUGCUGAUGGAGUUUCUCAGGAGUUAGUCUCAGCUGGUCUGGUUGAUGGGAGGGACUUAGUCAUUGUCGCUGCCAAUUUGCAAAAGAUUGUUGAUGAUCCUCAUAGUAACAAAAAUGUGACCUUCAAACUGGCAUCUGGUGUGGAGGAGUCUGAAAUUCCUGAUGACAUUAAACUCAUUGGAUUCGCGCAGCUCAGCAUCAGUUAAGUCAAGUAGAGCCAGCAACAAAGGACAGAAGCAAAUGGUAUUGCACAGCUGCAUUGUAGUCAAUUCCAAGAAACCACUACUGCCAAAGAGAGGAGGAGGAUUAUGAGGAUAAGGAGGAGGAGGAGGAGGAGGAGACGUGAGGCUGGCAGCAGUGUGACACUACUGCAGGAUGCAUGAGGACCACAUUGAGGGGUUCAGUUCAUCACCGGAAUCACACUUGAAAAGUUUACAGUGCGCUUAUACAGUAAACGGGAGAAGAAAUGCAAUCAACUAUAUCAAAUCGUAAUUUCUUUAUCUCUUUUUUUUUUCUUCCUCUUCAUACACAAGCACAAUCCAAACCAUCUCCUGCCAGUACUGGAAAUGAUUGCCUUUUAUUUUUUUUUUCUUUAAAAAAAAAAAAAAAAAAAAAAAAAAAAAAAAAUCAACUGUGCCACAAAACUCAUGGGAGUAUCGUGCCACCUUUAUAUGGCACUUUAUGCUGCACUGAAAUUGAAAAGUGUAAGUUCAGCCUUAGUUACUAUAGACUUUACCAGUGUGAUUGGUGAAAAAUUAAGUCAGUCUGUGAUUAUUAGGUGUAUUCUAUGAAAAUCCCUUCACUUUGAUACAGAAACCUUCUAAACACUCUGUAGCAUAGUUUUUGUUUUGUAAUUCUCUAAGUUCAAAUGAAUUUAAACUCAAAACCUUAAAAAGAAUCCGUUCUCCUGUAUAAGGCGGCCCACGGCAGUUCGAUGAAUUCUCUCCUCCACUGUAUCGGUGUCAUGUUUUUGUCAGAACAAAAAAGGAGUGUCAGAUCAGCUGUAAAAACUUGAUAAUUAUUUACAAUAGAACACUUAGUGAGAUGGUGUUUUCCUGAGAUAUUAAAGACAGGAUUAUUUUCACAGAUUGAGACCUGCCUGAUAUUCUUAUACUAUGCAAUAGCUGUUUUCUUUUCACCGUGUGUGACCACCGGUUGCUAAUAUUAUUUCUCUUGUGUUGAAUAAAACCACUUUCUGUGCUCGUACCUCAAAAAAAAAAGAAGUUCAUGAAGAGUCAACCAACAAAAGCGGCAGCUCUCAGAACCUGCAGCGAGAAUUUUACUUUCAUUUCAACAAAUACGUCAGCAAACUAACAUAAAAAAACAGACAGACACGGGUAAUGAUAGAUCAUUUUCUGCGUUCCCCUUUAAGUUAGAGCCUUUAAAUGACUGAUCUGACAGCUGGGAAGAAUCCUGAAUGCUGGUUAUGAGUGUCGAGCCCCAGUCGGCUCAUGUUACAGGCUGACUGCUGAUGAACUUCUGUGGAGGUACGCAUGUUGAAAAACUGAAAAUGCUCUUCCAAUGCAAAAUAAAACUGCGAGGGGCAGUUCACCCAGUUCGAAGAUCAAAUUUGUCAUCAGCCAAGCAGAUAGUUUUGGACUUACUGUUGAGAUUUUGAGAGAUGUGAGAGUUUUACUGCAGCCAGAUACAAUGGAAAUAAAUGGACUCUGGAUAGUAUGGAUAGCAGUGAUUUUUUUUUUUUUAAGUCAAUAACUCAAAAACUACUGAAUGAAACACCAUGAAUUGAGUUCACUAAAAGACAAAUCCUGUUAAAAUUAGCGGUCAGAGUUUCAUUUUAUCUGUGAAACCUCACCAUCUUGAUUGGCACAAGAGUUUGUGGUUCUUAGACGAUUAAAUUUAAUGACUUUCUCCAGCAAGAUGACGUUUUUGCUUGUUAGAAAACCACACAUUAAUGAAUGGGCUGCCAUUAAAGACACGAGUAGAACUCUUAAUACUCUGAUUUUUUUUUCCCUGUAGCACCACAAUGAAGUCAAAAUUUCAAUUUUCCCCAAUACUUUCUUUGCUGUUAAUUAGCAAACUCCAGCUACCUGCGAAAUAUGAGCAUGUUAGAAUUCUGACAUUAUAUUUAGCUCAGUUUAAUCCCACUGAGCUGCUUGUCUGACAGUAAACUUGCUUUUAAUGCCAUGAGCUCCGCUCGCACAACUCCAUCCACCUCCACUGUAUUGAGGAGCUGCAGUAUUAACCCUUGGAUGCACAACAUGGGUCAAGAGAUACCCAUUUUCCAUUGAAUAUGGGUCACUUUUGACCCAUGUUGUGCAUCAAAGGUUACAACGAAUCUCUUAAAGCCUCAGUAAAUCAAUCCAAACCUAUCAGCAUGGCUGCGUACCACUAUUUUCAUAUAUUGGGUGAAGUAACCCUUCAAAUGUCUUCAGAAACCAGUUCUUAUAUUAGUUGUUUUUGUCACUAUUCAAGUUAGUUUGACAGCACUGUAGUCUCUUUGCUUUCUAAACACUCACCAAGGAAAUCACUCGUCACUCCCAGUGUAGCUGUAUGGUUGUUUUGUACCACGUGCAAAGGGCUGUGAUGUAGCUCCUAGUUCAGGUACCGAUGUAAAUGGUGUAUGUAAAGAUGUUGUAAAUGUACAUAUGAUGGCAACUCCAAGCACUGUCACACAAACAUCAUGAGGUUUGUAUGUAACGAUGUAGAUGCAUUGACUGUUGAAGUGUACAUGCCAGAUAAAACAAACAAAAAAAGAAAUAUUUUACUUGUAAAUAUUGAUUAAGGCAAACCGAUUGAGACUCAUCUUGUUCAGUCCACAGCAUUUGAUUUGUUUUGUAGUGUUUUUCCACUAUUGGCCUUUUUGUCAGAGCGUCACUAAUCAUGCACAGAUUAUUAGUUCAAUUGACACCUUAUUGAUACGUUAACAUGCAUAUUUUGGAAUCACAUGGGGCUUGUAAUCACACUCUGUUUUGAUGUCAUGAUAUGCAGCUUUUCUCACUGAAACCAGGCUAAUGGAUAAAGAACAUUAUUUUAACCAGACGGACGGCACAAGUCACACUUUUCUCUCUCCCUGUGUGUUUGUGUGUGCGUGUGAUUUGGUGAUGAAACGAUUGAUCGUCAAAGAGUUUGUGCUGAAAGUCACCUCGACUUUCUAAAUUUCUUUCUAUUUUAUUGUUUACUCAUAAAAACAAAACCUCAUUCUGCCUCUCCUGAAUGAUUUGUAUUAAAUUAACUGAUUGGCAAAUACA